AGGGAGCCCAUGGCGGGCUUGGAGGUACUGUUCGCGUCGGCGGCGCCGGCCAUCACUUGCGGGCAGGACGCGCUCAUCUGUUUCCUGCACUGGGAGGUGGUGACGCACGGCUACUACGGCUUGGGUGUCGGCGACCAGCCGGGUCCCAAUGACAAGAAAUCAGAACUACUGCCAGCCGAAUGGAACAGCAAUAAAGACCUAUAUGUCCUCCGCUAUGAAUCUAAGGAUGGGUCCAGAAAGCUCCUCGUGAAGGCUGUCACCGUGGAAAACAGCAUGAUAAUCAAUGUGCUGGAAUGUGGCUCACAGCAGGUAUCAGAUUUGACACUGAACGUGGAUGAUUAUAUCGAUUCACAACACCUGAGUGACUUCCACAGGGCCUACAAGAACAGCGAAGAACUUCGGUCUCGUAUCGUGUCUGGAAUCCUCACACCUAUCCAGGAGCACUGGGACAAGGCUAGUGUGAGCAGUCCCCACCGGGAAUUUCCCCCGGCCACUGCCCAAGAGGUGGACCCGCUACGGAUUCACCCACAGCAUCCCCACACGAGCCGGCAGCCUCCCUGGUGUGAUCCCCUGGGCCCGUUUGCUGUCGGGGGAGAGGACCUGGACCCCUUUGGGUGCCGGAGAGGUGGCAUGAUUGUGGAUCCCUUGAGAUCUGGCUUCCCGAGAGCACUCAUUGACCCAUCCUCAGGCCUCCCAAACCGUCUUCCUCCAGGCGCUGUGCCCCCAGGAGCACGAUUUGAUCCCUUUGGACCCAUUGGGACCAGCCCGUCUGGCCCGAGGCCUGACAGACGUGGUCAGUGAUGAGCCCCUGUGCUGGAGUGGAGAGAGCACCACAGAGCACCAGGCCCGGAGGCAAGAGAUCAAGGCACUGGGCACUUUCCCUCCACAGCUAGCAUUGUAUCUGUGGUUGGGUCUUUCUGCCUCUGUGAUCCCUGAGUUCCUUCUCCUAAACGAGGACGUAUUAUUUAUCUGUGGGCAGAGGGCAGACUACCUGAGCCCUCCUGAGGUAUUUGCUAAUAUGCUAUGCUAAUAUGCUCUAGCCUGGGGGUUAAGGGGACACUAAACCAGGGCCUGGGAGGGGAGACCCCAUCUCCAGCGCUGAUUUCGUAAAGACCACCUUGAGGCCUGCAGAACGUUUGUGCCCUGGAGAGAUACCCAGAGAUUGAGCAGAGCUGCAAAUACAGUCAUCAGUCAUAGCCUUCCUCCUCAAGGGCCUACAAAUGUGUGGAGAGUGUUUGUUCCAGAAUUGGAUCACACCUGCUGUGGAAGGGAGUUGGGGCAACUUGGUCACAUAAGCAUCCUUUAUUGUAAAAGGGAGCAUUAAAGGAACAUCACACUAGAAGCCAUCAGACCAGCAGGGAAGGUAGGUCGCUUUUAGAACUGUGAUUUAACGAAAUGAUGGUUCAAACAAUAAAUUCGGCACUUAGGUUUUCUCGUAGCAAAGCCCAAAAGGAUUGUCCUGUACCUAAUUCUAUUGUCUGAAAACAGAAGCUUCAGUGAUUCUCUUCUGCAGAAGCAGCCAGUUUUGGCGUGGGUCUCCCUGUAUCAAGGACCCUGAGGAACACAGUGCCUUAGUUGUGUGGGGGAAGUGACUGGGGCCUUCAGAAACUUCCAGGUCACACUGUGCGUGUUGGCUGGAGUCUGGGCUGCCGCCUCCUUCCAGCCAGGAGUAGUCCCCAGGCAGUGAGGGGGGCCGGUUCCUGGUGUGUCUUGUCAGAGGUGGGGUCCUUACCAGUAAAUCCCAGUACUCAAUAACCUGUUCCUUUUUUUAAAUAACAGCUUUAUUGAGAUACAGUCCACAUACCCAUGAAGUUUACCUUUUAAAAGUGUGUGAUUCAGUGGCUUUUAGUGUAUUCACAGUGUUGUGUGUCCAUCACCACAUCUAACUCCUGAACGUCUUCGCCACCUCAAAAAAAGCCCUGUACCUAUUAACAGUCACUCCCGUUCCCCUGCUCCCGGCCCUAGGCAACCACUAGUCUGUUUUCUGUCUUAAGAUUUGCCUGUUCUGGACAGUUCUCAUAAGUAUAGUCACACAGUCUGUGGCCUUUUGUGUCUGGCUUCUUUUCACUUGACAUCCUCAAGGUUCAUCCAUGUUGUAGCGAGUGUCAGCACUGCGUUGUUUUAUGGCCGAGGAAUACCCACUGUGAGGACAUAAAUAUCUCAUUUUCUUUUUUUCUGUUGUUUUUUUUUAAUAUAAUUUAUUGUCAAGUUGGUUACCAUACAAUGUAUACCGUGUGCUCUUGGCUUUGGGGUAGAUUCCGUGGUUCAUCGCUUCCAUACAAUAUCUGUGCCCAUCCCAACAAGUGACCUACCUCCUCAGUGCCCAUCACCCGUUUCCCCCUCCCCCCGCCCUAUCAACCCUCAGUUCUCUGUAUUUAAGAGUCUCUUACAUAUACCACAUUUUCUUUAUCUGCUUAUCAGUUAGUAGGUGUUGGGAUGUUGCCACUUUUUGUGCUGCCGGGAACAUUUGUGUACAGGCCUUUUGUGUAGACCCAGGUUUUCAUUUCUCUUGGGUGUAUGCCUAGGAGUGGCAUUGCUGGAUCGUAUAAUAAUUGUGUAGCUUUUUGAAGAACUGCUAGACUUUUCCAAACUGGCUGCACCAUUUUAUGUUCCCACCAGCAGGGUAAGAAGGUUCUAGUUCUUCCCCAUCCUUGCCAGUACUCAUGAGGCUUCUUGCAUAUAGCCAUCCUAGUAGGUGUGAAGUGGUUUUGUCCUGUCUUUGUUUCAAGAAAAAGAAUUUGACCUAGGCUGUGUGAGACAGAGACCAGACACAGCCAGUCACCCCAGGAGAGCAGCCUGUGGCUUUGGUAGUAGCCACCUUGAGGUGACCAUGGCUGGGGAGCCACAGAGGGAUUGGGUUUGACUUGGGAAGCUCUGGUCAGGAUGUGAUACAAGAUGGGUCAGUCUAUAGGGAAGUUUCCAAGUCUGAUGCAGCCCAUGGCACCACUUUCACUUGGUUUGAAAUUUCUGUUCACCCAGUGGCUUACGAGGAAAAUAAAAGUUUGAUUCCAAGUUGUCAUCUUUUGGUGACAGGCCACAGA
Messenger RNA from Suricata suricatta (meerkat), 3041 nucleotides. RefSeq names its product proteasome inhibitor subunit 1 (gene PSMF1). NCBI's taxonomy places the organism in Eukaryota, Metazoa, Chordata, Mammalia, Carnivora, Herpestidae. The transcript is spliced from 7 exons. The record is from RefSeq and is a predicted model, not a curated record. Gene Ontology annotation, molecular function: proteasome binding; endopeptidase inhibitor activity. Gene Ontology annotation, biological process: proteasome-mediated ubiquitin-dependent protein catabolic process. The coding region runs from base 10 to 801 and encodes 263 amino acids.